AGCUAUUUAGCACAAGCCGUAAGCUCGCAGUGGAGGGGCUGGCUGCAUUUUUCAGAGCCCUCGGGGGACUGCACGGAUGGGCCAAAUGGGCUGCACGGGCAGCAGCAGAUCCGCUCCAGGACACCAUUCGUGGCAGACGGAGCUGGCGUUCACCGACGUGAUUGCCAGUAGUGGAAGUUUGCCCCAGGGCAAGACUCCGCGCAGGGCACAGCGAACCCGCAGUGCUUACUCGGCCGAGCCGGCGCGGGGAAAGCAUGGCUCUGCCGACCCCUGCCCGCGCCGGCACUCGUGCCCGGCUGUGGCGACGGAGGACGUCCGCUUCUGCGCCUGGCACCUGGAGCACGCCACGCUUCGCGGGCUGCUUCAGUCGCACUCAGGGCCUCUCUGCGUCGUUGUUGAGCCAGGAAGCUGCACUCCGUUCUCCAUCUCGGAGGCGGGCGCGGUGUCGAUGCCGAGCAUCCCCGAGGAGGGGGCGCUGGCGUGGUGCGCGGACAGGAGCUUCGAGACGAGGCGGGAAUGCAGGAGGGAGCUGGCCAAGAUCUGGCGCCAGCACUCCCCGGGGGAGACGGUGGACCUGCCGCCUCUUGGCGACGCAAUCGGCAAGGCCGAAUGGCGCCAGGCGUUGCACACGGAGGCGCAGGCGCCCGAGGAGGAGGAGGAGGAGGAGGAGGCGGCGGAGGCGUGCCAGCAGGCCAGGCGGUCGACGUCGGCGUCGAGCACGGAGUCGAGCAGGCAGCGAUCGCUGCUCUGCCGUGCCCGGCAGCUGCUGCCGGGAGCCACGGCCGAAGCCAGGGGCAGGAGCGCGGCCAAGCCCUGCCGCAGGCGCGUGCUGCCAGCAGAGCCCGCGGGCCAGGCGCUCGGGGAGCGCCGCGGCCCCCGCGGCACCCGGUGCAGCCAGGGCGCCCUGAGGCGCGAGGGCGCCAGGGGCGGCGGCCAGCCUGAGAGGGGCAGGAAGCCACGGUGA
Prorocentrum cordatum is the source of this 964-nucleotide messenger RNA. NCBI's taxonomy places the organism in Eukaryota, Dinophyceae, Prorocentrales, Prorocentraceae. The record is from the annotation of a GenBank genome assembly.